GGCGUCGGCGGGGCGCUAUCAGGGAUGGCGGCGGCCGAGCCCGGGAGCACCGGGCAGGCGACGCAGCAGAGCCAGGGGCAGAGCCACCGGCCGCCCCCUUCGUCUCCUGCUCCGCCACCGCAGGUCGGGGGCCCGGCGGGCGGGAGCAGCCGGCACGAGAAGAGCCUGGGGCUGCUGACCGCGAAGUUCGUGUCGCUGCUUCAGGAGGCGCAGGACGGCGUGCUGGACCUCAAGGCGGCUGCAGAUACUUUGGCUGUGAGGCAAAAAAGAAGAAUUUAUGAUAUCACCAAUGUCUUGGAAGGAAUUGACCUGAUUGAAAAGAAGUCAAAAAAUAGCAUCCAGUGGAAAGGUGUAGGUGCUGGCUGCAACACUAAAGAGGUCCUGGAGAGACUGCGAGAUCUCAAAGCUGAGAUUGAGGACCUGGAACUGAAGGAAAGAGAACUGGAUCAGCAGAAGGCAUGGCUUCAGCAAAGCAUCAAAAAUGUGAUGGAUGAUUCCAUUAACAAUAGAUUUUCCUACGUAACUCAUGAGGAUAUCUGCAGUUGCUUUAACGGUGACACACUUUUGGCCAUUCAGGCACCUUCUGGUACACAACUGGAGGUUCCUAUUCCAGAAAUGGGUCAGAAUGGACAGAAGAAAUACCAGAUCAACCUAAAGAGUCAUUCAGGCCCCAUCCACGUGCUGCUUAUAAAUAAAGAGUCCAGUUCAUCUCAACCUGUGGUUUUCCCAGUUCCCCCACCGGAUGACCUCACACAGCCCUCCUCUCGGCCCUCCACUCCCCGGACUUCGCACAAGCCCAGCCCAGCCACUCGGAGCCCCCCUGAGCAGCCCACACCUGAAAAGGACCAGGGCUCCCAGCACAUGCCAGCCACGGACUUAGCUUCAGCAGGAUCUAUUAGUGGAGAUAUUAUUGAUGAGUUGAUGUCUUCUGAUGUGUUCCCUCUCCUCCGGCUCUCUCCAACCCCAGCGGAUGACUACAACUUUAAUUUAGAUGAUAAUGAAGGAGUGUGCGACCUGUUCGAUGUGCAGAUACUAAAUUAUUAGAUUCCAUGGAAACUCGGGACUGUUAUCUACCUCUAACUGUGUAAUAUUGUAGACUUCCUAAUAACCUAAGUAUUUAUAAUGAAGAUAACACCUGUUUAGUUGGCUGAUUUUUAAGUCUCCUUCUCUAAUACUUUCUUCAUAAAACUUCAACCAUGAACACAAAGGGCUCUAUUGCUUCAGGUGAAAGUGAUUUAAUACCCACACACACCCCAUCCUCUAGUAAUUGCAUUCUGGGACUUCAGUUUUUCUUACAAUUCUGACUCCUGUUUCUUACUUUAAUGAGAGGAAGUUAAAAUAGGCUUAAGGUCAUCAAAAAAUGAAAGUGUUGGCCAAGGACUCAUCACUUACUUGUGUUAUGCUUGUACUGCCACAAAACUUUCCAUAUUUCUGUGUUCCAAUCCAGACAGACAUUCACUGCCACAUAUAAAGUGAAGGGUGUAGACUAAAAUAUAGUCACUGUUUCCAUGAACAGAGUUUGUGAAGUGCCUUCUAUUUUAGCACUUUAAGUUUAUCACGUUUGGUUGACUUCUGGUAUUCUACUUUCCUAGAUUAUAGGAAAGAUCUGUUUAUGUAGUUUGUUUUUAAAAUGUGCCAAUGCCUAUACAUUAACAAGAUUUUUUAAAAUAAAAAUGUAUAAAAUACUUAA
Molecule: messenger RNA, 1690 nt
Organism: Phyllostomus hastatus (greater spear-nosed bat)
Lineage: Eukaryota; Metazoa; Chordata; Mammalia; Chiroptera; Phyllostomidae
Gene: E2F5
Product: E2F transcription factor 5
Exons: 8
Coding region: 25-1044 (339 amino acids)
Biological process (GO): regulation of transcription by RNA polymerase II
Cellular component (GO): RNA polymerase II transcription regulator complex
Molecular function (GO): protein dimerization activity; DNA-binding transcription factor activity, RNA polymerase II-specific; RNA polymerase II cis-regulatory region sequence-specific DNA binding
Source: RefSeq, a predicted model, not a curated record